CUAUUUAACUUUUUUGUAUAUAAGGACGUGUUUUAAUUGAGAGAAAGCAGAAACAAUUUUUGUCAUUUACUGACAUCAAAAUGUCUAAUUUUGCUCUAAUUGUCUUUGCACUUUUUGCCCUAACUAUCGCUAGAGCCGAUAAUUGUGGCCAAAUUUUUGUGAAGGGCCUAACGGAUGAAGAAAAACAGUUCAUUGUUAAUAAGCACAAUGAGAUUCGUUCUUGGAUUGUAGGCGGAAAAGUACCAGGGCAGCCAAAAGGCAAAAACCUCAAUGUUAUUGGGUGGGAUGAUUAUUUGGCUUCUGAGGCCCAAAAAAUAAGUGAUAACUGCGUCAUGAAACAUGCACCUGUGAAAGACAAUCGGUUUUACGUCGGUCAAAAUUUGGCAGCUUGGAGUGGUACUGGCCCAUUGAAUGAUUCCUGGUUGGAGCCCUUCGUUAUGAUGUGGUACAACGAAUAUCCAAAAUUCAUUUAUCCGAACUAUAUAAAUGGUGCUGGCCAUUAUACACAAGUAAUUUGGGAUAAAACCGAGUACAUUGGUUGCGGAUACACAUAUUAUAAGAAAAGUCCAACUGACUGGUAUGAAAAACUGUUUGUGUGCAAUUACGGCCCUGGAGGGAAUAUUUUAGGAGUAGCCCCCUACGAAAAAGCAUAAAUCGACUGGACUCUGUUUUGUUGUGCUUUAUUUUAUGUACAAUACUUUCAAUGUUUACCAAAUAAAAUAAAUAAUAUUUAAAUA
Tribolium castaneum (red flour beetle) is the source of this 737-nucleotide messenger RNA. RefSeq names its product venom allergen 3. Lineage: Eukaryota; Metazoa; Arthropoda; Insecta; Coleoptera; Tenebrionidae. The transcript is spliced from 6 exons. Gene Ontology annotation, cellular component: extracellular region. The coding region runs from base 81 to 653 and encodes 190 amino acids. The record is from RefSeq and is a predicted model, not a curated record.